Molecule: messenger RNA, 1246 nt
Organism: Brassica oleracea var. oleracea
Lineage: Eukaryota; Viridiplantae; Streptophyta; Magnoliopsida; Brassicales; Brassicaceae
Product: 2-oxoglutarate-dependent dioxygenase AOP2-like
Exons: 4
Coding region: 132-1172 (346 amino acids)
Molecular function (GO): dioxygenase activity
Source: RefSeq, a predicted model, not a curated record
AUGUUUCUAAAUGAAUAUAAAUGGGACACUCCAUCAUUUACUUUCUCAGAACGGAAGCAAAAAAAAAAACCUAAGGAAAAGAAAACUAGCUUGAUCUCUUUGAAUCAAAGAAAACUCCAAAGGCGAAAAGAAUGGGUGCAGACACUCCUCAACUUCCAGUCAUCUAUCUCUCGGACCAAACCCUAAAACCAGGAAGUGAGAAGUGGGUUGAAGUGAGGAGUGAUGUCCGUAAAGCUCUUGAAGACUACGGCGCUUUUGAGGUGUCAUAUGAUAGAGUGUCAGAAGAGCUUAAGAAGUCAGUUUUGGAUGCCAUGAUAGAGCUUUUCGAGUUACCAGUUGAGGCUAAACAGAGAAACGUGUCUCCGAAACCGUACACUGGAUAUUCAACUCAUAAUGGUCUCUCUGAGAGUCUAGGGAUCCAGGAUUCCAAUGUUUUGGAGAAAGUUAACGAAUUUACUCAACUGCUACGCCCUGAUUGUGAGGGUAACAAGAGUAUCAGCGAAACAAUCCAGAAGUUUUCAGAGAAGCUAGCAGAAUUGGAUGUAAUGGUGAGAAGAAUGGUCAUAGAGAGCUUUGGGAUAGAAAACUACUUUGAUGAACACCUCAAGUCAACGAAUUACCGUCUGCGACUGAUGAAGUAUAUAGCACCUCCUGAUGUUGAUACUAAUGUUGCAGCGGGUGCUAAUGAUGCUGGUGAUGGUGCUAAUGAUGCUGGUGCUAGGGAUAAUGCCAAUGUUGUUGCUGAUACUAGUGAUAUUGCUAGUGGUAUUGCUAAUGUUCAUAUUAAUGAUGACGCCAAUAUUGGUGCUAAGGCUAAUGGCGACAUUGGUGCUGAUGUUGAUGUUAAAACUAGUGAUUUUGCUAGUGUUGAGUCUAAAGCCGACGUUAGUACCAAUGUUAAUGCUAAUGCUGAUGCCAAUGCUAAUACUGGUACUCUCAGUAGUGCUGGUGUUGGUGAUAGUGUUACAGCUAAUGGUGGUGCUGAUGAUGAGGAGAAAAAAUUGGGUUUACCUUCUCAUACUGAUAAAAAUCUUUUCACUGUGCUUUAUCAAUAUGAGAUUGAAGGUUUGGAGGUGUUAAACAAAGAUGAAAAGUGGAUCAGACUGAAACCAUCUCGUAACUCUUUCGUUGUUAUGGCUGGAGAUUCUGUAUAUGCUAUCUACCAGAACUAAAUUGAGACAGAAAACGUGUUGGAAUAAUAGAAAGUAGGGCCCAUCUUUUAAAAUUACAAGUCGAGGAAGAAAAA